AUGAGCUGCUUGCUACAGAAAGCCAUCAGACCAAUAUGGUCUGUCAAAGAACUGCACAAGUCUGCAGUUGAGGUCUUGAAGCAGCCCUCCCCUGAGGACACGGUGACGGCGAGUUUUGGAAAGUUCAUCAGUGAAGUAAAGCCUCAGCACUUGUCGUCUGUAGUCCUUCAUCGCAGUAAGAGGAUGGUGCUGGACAGUAUCGGAGUCGGGCUCCUUGGCAGCACAACAGAUGUUUUUCGACUGGCACUGCAGCACUCCCAGCUCCUGUACGCCCAUCAUGACGUCAGCUCUGUCUACGGACCCGAGGGCACCAAGCUCUCGCCAACACUGGCGGCUUUUGUCAACGGAGUGGCGACUCACUCCAUGGACUUUGAUGAUACAUGGCACCCCGCCACUCAUCCCUCCGGAGCAGUGCUCCCCGCUGUGCUGGCUGUCAGCGACAUGAUGCCCGCCAAUGGCAAGCCCAGUGGUCUGCACUUCCUGCUGGCUUUCAACGUCGGCAUUGAGAUCCAGGGCCGACUCAUGAGGUUCUCUAAUGAGGCUCAUAACAUCCCCAAGCGGUUUCACCCUCCCAGCGUGGUGGGGACAAUGGGAAGUGCAGCAGCUUGCGCUUGCCUCUUGUCACUGAGUCCGUCGCAGUGCAGUCACGCCUUGGCCAUCGCUGCUUCUCUCUCUGGGGCGCCGAUGGCUAACGCUGCAACUCAGUCCAAGCCCAUGCACAUUGGCAAUGCCUCCCGCUUGGGGCUGGAGGCAGCUGUACUGGCCUCUCAAGGACUUGAGGCAAGUCAGCUAGUCCUGGAUGCUGUCGAAGGGGUUGCUGGUUUCAGUGCUUUCUUCAAAGACUAUGCGCCGCAGCAUUUGGGUUCACCCAACCAUGGUGACCAUGUGUUCUUGAUAGAAGAGCAGGAUAUAGCCUUUAAACGCUUUCCCGCACAUCUGGGCAUGCACUGGGUGGCAGAUGCCGCAGCCUCGGUGCACAAGAACCUCGUGGGUUUCGGUCCUGGAAAGGUGACCCCGGCUCACAUUCAGGCCGUCCUGCUCAGAGUUCCUGACUCCAAAUACAUCAACAGGCCUUUCCCAGAGUCGGACCACCAGGCCCGCCAUUCUUUCCAGUUCAACGCUUGCAGUGCUCUCCUGGACGGCGAGGUGACCGUGCAGUCCUUCAGCCCGGAAGCCAUGUCUCGUCCUGAGCUCCUCCAGUUACUGAGACGUGUCCGUGUGGAGCAUCCCGACGACAACCCAGCCAAUUUCAAUCACAUGUAUGGUGAAGUCCAAGUAGCGCUUGUUGGGGGAGACGUCCUGAGAGGGCGCUGCGAUACAUUCUACGGUCACUGGCGCAAACCACUGACCAACGAGAGCCUGAGAAAGAAGUUCAGGAAUAAUGCGGGUGCUGUGCUUCCUACAGAUAAAGUUGAGAGACUAAUUCAAAUGAUAGAAGACAUGGACAAACUCAACGACUGUACCCCUCUUCUCUCACAACUCCAGUAA
This is a messenger RNA of Syngnathus typhle (broad-nosed pipefish), 1488 nucleotides long. RefSeq names its product immunoresponsive gene 1, like (gene irg1l). The coding region runs from base 1 to 1488 and encodes 495 amino acids. Gene Ontology annotation, molecular function: lyase activity. The record is from RefSeq and is a predicted model, not a curated record. The transcript has 6 exons. Lineage: Eukaryota; Metazoa; Chordata; Actinopteri; Syngnathiformes; Syngnathidae.